Messenger RNA from Opisthorchis viverrini, 198 nucleotides. RefSeq lists its product as hypothetical. The record is from RefSeq and is a predicted model, not a curated record. The annotation marks the transcript as partial. NCBI's taxonomy places the organism in Eukaryota, Metazoa, Platyhelminthes, Trematoda, Opisthorchiida, Opisthorchiidae. The transcript has 2 exons.
AUGACCUCAGUAGAGUCGGGGGCCGGGCGUCGGUCACCUCCCAUUCGACUUUCCAUGGGCAGUUUACCAAUCGCUAGAACUGACUCCAAUUCUGCACUUUGUUGUGGCGUUCCGAGCUCACCCGGCCACGGCUUGCCUGUUACAAUAACUUCCGACCACUACCUUCCACCCGUUGUCCCGCACACGUUUCGCUAUCGG